Molecule: messenger RNA, 2338 nt
Organism: Esox lucius (northern pike)
Lineage: Eukaryota; Metazoa; Chordata; Actinopteri; Esociformes; Esocidae
Exons: 16
Coding region: 61-2067 (668 amino acids)
Molecular function (GO): signaling receptor activity
Source: RefSeq, a predicted model, not a curated record
AUUUAUGGACCUGUGAGUUUGCUUAGUGUUCAGACCUGCUGAGCCCCAUCAUCAAACAGGAUGCUGAAGUUUACAGUGCUGUUCCUGGCUUUGUCAGGCCUCAAUGCUGUCCCACUGAGGGAUGAUGUAGUGUCACCCCCUAGGGGUAGACUUCAGGAUAGCAAGGUCUUAAUUCUGCCCCUGAGUGUCCCAGUGGAGGAACGCAGCCAGGGAACCGAACCCUCCAGCCGUUUCCUGAUGGACCUUAAGACCGGCCUGGUCAAAGAACACAUUAGUGAGAUGGAGAGGAGAGUAGGACACAUGUAUCCUUCCUCUGUGGACAAGUUCAGACUGGGUACCAAAAACUCCCAAAACACUCUGGUGGACAUUGGAAGCAGACACAUCAUCGACCAUGUUGGAGAAAUGGUGAGAAGCGUGAGACUGACUCCUCAAGAGCCUGUAGAUGUUCCUGUCCCACUCCCAUUCCAGAGAAGAGUUGGAGGAUGGAUUAGGACUGAUGCUCUGUAUCAAUCUGCUCCAUUGGUGGAGCGCAGACAGGGAACAGAACCUUCCAGGCGCUUCCUCGUAGAUCUGAACACUGGACUGGUCAAAGAACACAUUAGUGAGAUGGACAGGAGAGUGGCGCCAGAGUACAGUCCUAGCUCUGUGGACGAGUUCAGACAGGGAACGGAGAACUCCCGGAAGACUCUGGUGGACAUCAGGACCGGACGCAUCAUCAACCCCAUUGGAGAGAUGGAGAGGAGUGUGAGACUGACACCUGAAGAUGAGAGGCUGUUCAGGCCUGAGUUGGAGAACCUGAGUGCUCCAUUGGCGGAGCGCAGACAGGGAACAGAAACUUCCAGGCGCUUCCUCGUAGAUCUGAACACUGGCCUGGUCAAAGAACACAUUAGUGAGAUGGACAGGAGAGUGGUGCCAGAGUACAGUCCUAGCUCUGUGGACGAGUUCAGACAGGGAACGGAGAACUCCCGGAAGACUCUGGUGGACAUCAGGAACGGACGCAUCAUCAACCCCAUUGGAGAGAUGGAGAGGAGUGUGAGACUGACACCUGAAGAUGAGAGGCUGUUCAGGCCUGAGGUGGAGAACCUGAGUGCUCCAUUGGCGGAGCGCAGACAGGGAACAGAAACUUCCAGGCGCUUCCUCGUAGAUCUGAACACUGGCCUGGUCAAAGAACACAUUAGUGAGAUGGACAGGAGAGUGGUGCCAGAGUACAGUCCUAGCUCUGUGGACGAGUUCAGACAGGGAACGGAGAACUCCCGGAAGACUCUGGUGGACAUCAGGAACGGACGCAUCAUCAACCCCAUUGGAGAGAUGGAGAGGAGUGUGAGACUGACACCUGAAGAUGAGAGGCUGUUCAGGCCUGAGGUGGAGAACCUGAGUGCUCCAUUGGCGGAGCGCAGACAGGGAACAGAAACUUCCAGGCGCUUCCUCGUAGAUCUGAACACUGGCCUGGUCAAAGAACACAUUAGUGAGAUGGACAGGAGAGUGGUGCCAGAGCACAGUCUUUCUUCUAUGGACGAGAUCAGACAAGGAACCGAAAACUCCCAAAAAACUCUGGUGGACAUCAGCAGGGGACACAUCCUCCACCCUGUAGGAGAGAUGGAGAGGAGCAUGAGACUGACACCUGAAGAUCCCAGGCUGAUGAGGGAAGAGGCUGACACACACUCAGAGACCGAGUGUGUCGGAGAGAUCAUCGAUGGCCGUUGCUAUCAGUUCAACCCCAAACCAAUGACCUUCAGCGAAGCAGAGUCCUCUUGCAGAGUUCUGUCCCAACAUGGACACCUGGCCUCCGUAACCAAUAGUGACCUGCAUUCCCGCCUGGUCUCCAUGGUGAAAAAGGCCACCAAAAGUCCCGUUCUCACCUGGCUGGGAGGAAUAGUGAAGGACAAGCAGUCACAGUGGGCUGAUGGAUCCACGUGGGGCUACAGUGACUGGAUGCCUGGUCACCCAGACACACAAACAGACAAGCAGACUUGUUUGGAGAUGUUUAGAAUUGAUGAGAGCUGGUGGACGGCAGUGGACUGUGAACUGAAGAGAGCUUCCAUCUGCUCCUUCCCAAUGGUAGCUUGAGGCCUACUAUUUGUAGACUAAGAAUAAGUAGAAUAGACACUAUAAAAUGGACUUAUCACUUGAUACUACAAUAGCUGUUGCAGACCUGUUGCAGAAAAACCCAAUACAAAAUGAUCUGACUGGUAAUGGUAUCAAGUGUCUCAUCACUAACCAAGUGAUCUCAACACAUGGCAUGUUCACUUUCAUUACACUUCCACCAUAUUGAGUGAGCCAAUAUAAAAAUUUACAGAAUUGUUUUUACAUGACCAUUGCAUAUACUGUUGCAUGAUGU